AUGGCCGACUCCGAUGAAGAAUAUGUGGGAGAUGUGACUGAGGAUGAGGAUGAUCUCCAGGUGACUCGAGGUGACAACCCACGAACCAAGAAGAGAAAACAACGUGGAGCUGCAGAAUGGGAGCUAUCCAGAACCUGGGAGACACUCGUUGAAGGAGCGGAUGGUACUAUCAGUUCAACCGUCGAGGGGUUAUUAGAAGCUAAUAAACGGAAAAGGCUCUUGAAAGAUACGACCCCUCUACAGCGCGGUAUCAUUCGACAUCUCAUCUUAAUUAUCGAUCUGUCACAAUCCAUGUCCGAAAAGGACUUGCGACCGACAAGAUAUCUAUUGACCCUCCGAUAUGCCCAAGAAUUCGUAAGAGAAUUCUUCGAACAAAACCCCAUUUCCCAGCUCGGGGUUCUUGGUCUGAGAGAUGGUCUUGCGCUCCGAGUCAGUGAUAUGAGUGGUAAUCCAACCGAACAUCUGACAGCCAUCCAAGCUCUCAAAACACAAGAUCCAAAGGGGUUGCCUAGUCUUCAAAACGGAUUGGAGAUGGCACGUGGUGCUCUUUUCCAUACACCUAGCCACGGCACUCGAGAAGUGCUAAUCAUAUUUGGGUCCCUUCUUUCCUCCGACCCUGGAGACAUUCAUCAAACGAUAGGUACCCUGCUCACCGACAAUGUCCGGGUUGGAAUUGUCGGACUCGCCGCCCAGGUCGCAAUCUGCCGGGAACUUUGUACAAAGACAAAUGGUGGCGAUGAAACCGCAUAUGGAGUCGCGCUGAAUGAGCAGCACUUUAGAGAACUGAUGAUGGACGUGACUACGCCUCCCGCUGCCUAUUCCCAAAAAGAAUCUGCAUGUUCAUUGCUGAUGAUGGGAUUCCCCUCCCGAACAGUGGAGGCCACCCCCUCUCUCUGCGCUUGUCAUUCCAAGCCCUCACGAGGAGGCUAUCUUUGCUCACGAUGCAAUAGCAAAGUGUGUAGUCUUCCGGCUGAAUGCCCCUCAUGCGGGCUCACACUGAUCCUAUCAACCCAUCUGGCGAGAUCGUACCAUCAUCUUUUCCCGUUGAUCAAUUGGGUUGAGGUACCAUGGCGUCGAGCUUCACGCAGUUCCGCUUGCUUUGCUUGUGGAAUUUCUCUCCCGCCGGUUCCCCCCGAAGAUCAAUGGCAAAGCAUAGAGAAUCAAACCAAAGGAAUGAGCGUGAGCAGUCGGUACGAGUGUACUGCAUGCCAUAACCACUUUUGUAUCGACUGUGAUCUCUUUGCCCAUGAGGUCGUGCACAAUUGUCCCGGUUGUCAGAGCAAAAGUUCACUGCCUCUACAGUCCAGGGAUUCCAACGCACCGGAGGUAAUGGAUACAACGGGUUAG
Penicillium soppii is the source of this 1347-nucleotide messenger RNA. RefSeq names its product TFIIH/NER complex subunit SSL1. Gene Ontology annotation, molecular function: zinc ion binding. Gene Ontology annotation, biological process: nucleotide-excision repair; DNA-templated transcription; regulation of transcription by RNA polymerase II. Gene Ontology annotation, cellular component: transcription factor TFIIH holo complex; transcription factor TFIIH core complex. The coding region runs from base 1 to 1347 and encodes 448 amino acids. Lineage: Eukaryota; Fungi; Ascomycota; Eurotiomycetes; Eurotiales; Aspergillaceae. The transcript is spliced from 3 exons. The record is from RefSeq and is a predicted model, not a curated record.